Molecule: messenger RNA, 2154 nt
Organism: Rhea pennata
Lineage: Eukaryota; Metazoa; Chordata; Aves; Rheiformes; Rheidae
Gene: KCNJ10
Product: potassium inwardly rectifying channel subfamily J member 10
Exons: 2
Coding region: 109-1245 (378 amino acids)
Biological process (GO): regulation of monoatomic ion transmembrane transport; potassium ion import across plasma membrane
Cellular component (GO): plasma membrane
Molecular function (GO): inward rectifier potassium channel activity
Source: RefSeq, a predicted model, not a curated record
CUCGCCCCGACGGCCGGGCCCCGACGGCCAUAAAGCCCAUGGGGAGGCUGCGGCGGCGGCCGCGCUGAGCCAGGCCAGGGCGCCCCUGGGUGCCCCCUCCCGAGCAAGAUGACGUCGGCCACGAAGGUGUACUACAGCCAGACCACCCAGACCGACAGCCGCCCCCUCAUCGGCUCGGGCCUGCGCAAGCGCCGGGUGAUGACCAAGGAUGGCCGGAGCAACGUGCGGAUGGAGCACAUUGCUGACAAGCGCUUCCUGUACCUCAAGGACCUGUGGACGACCUUCAUCGACAUGCAGUGGCGGUACAAGCUGGUGCUCUUCUCUGCCACCUUUGCUGGCACCUGGUUUGCCUUUGGUGUCAUCUGGUACCUGGUGGCCGUGAUGCACGGGGACCUGCUGGAGUUUGACCCGCCGGCCAACCACACGCCGUGCGUCAUGCAGGUGCACACGCUCACCGGCGCCUUCCUCUUCUCCCUCGAGUCCCAGACCACCAUUGGCUAUGGCUUCCGCUACAUCAGCGAGGAGUGUCCGCUCGCUAUCGUCCUGCUCAUCACCCAGCUGGUCCUCACCACCAUCAUGGAGAUCUUCAUCACCGGCACCUUCCUGGCCAAGAUCGCCCGGCCCAAGAAGCGAGCGGAGACCAUCAAGUUCAGCCAAAACGCCGUGGUGGCCCAGCACAACGGCAAGACCUGCCUCAUGAUCCGCGUGGCCAACAUGCGCAAGAGCCUCCUCAUCGGCUGCCAGGUGACAGGCAAACUUCUCCAGACCCACCUCACCAAGGAGGGUGAGAGCGUCCGGCUCAACCAGGUCAACGUGGACUUCCAGGUGGACACGUCCUCUGACAGCCCCUUCCUCAUCCUGCCCCUCACCUUCUACCACGUGGUGGACGACGCCAGCCCCUUCCGGGACAUGGCCUUGCGGACGGGCGAAGGCGACUUCGAGCUCGUGGUGAUCCUCAGCGGCACCGUGGAGUCCACCAGCGCCACGUGCCAGGUGCGCACGUCCUACCUGCCCGAGGAGAUCCUCUGGGGCUACGAGUUCACGCCAGCCAUCUCCCUCUCGGCCAGCGGCAAGUACGUAGCCGACUUCAGCCUCUUCGACCAGGUGGUGAAGGUGUCGGCGCCCUGCUGCGUCCAUGAGACUGUCCGGUUCGGGGAUCCCGAGAAGGUCAAGCUGGAGGAGUCCUUCCGGGAGGCGGAGGAGCGGGAGGGAGCGCCGCUGAGCGUCCGCAUCAGCAACGUCUGAGCCGCCGGCGCCCGCAGACGUCGCCGGCUCUUCCCCCCGCCCCGUUCUGGCUCUCACCAUCCUCCCAGGUCUUUCCCCUUCCUUAUCGCACAGGGCAGCUCCCUCGGGCCCCGGGCUGCUGGGGAGCCCCAUGGGCGCUCGCUCAACGGUGGGACGGGCAUCCUCUGCUCCAGCUUGGCCAAGGACAGGUCUGUCCUCGUCCCCUCCCACCUAAUGCUCUGCCAAUGCCAGCUAGAAAGGUCCCCAGGUGCUGGCCAUGGCCAUGGGGAUGGCGGGCACAAUCCUGCUGGGAGACGCUGGCCCCUGGGGGGACGCGGACACCUCCGGCCACCUUGGGACGCCCGCGGUCACGGUUCCCGGUCAUCGGUCUCUGCUGACUCGGAGCAACCUCGUUCCUCGGAGGAAGGUCCAGGAUCCCCUGGCCGGGAAGCGCCGAGACCCGACGCGCUCGUCGCGGAGCGGGAGUGGGCCGCGCCGCGAGGGGACGCGGCGGCGCGGCGCCCCGCGGGAGGGGACGGGGCCCCGCGGCCCUCAAGCAACCCCGCUGCUGCUAACGUAGAGCCUCUGCCUAUUAACGCGUCCUUACCCCCGGGUGGGGGGAAAAACCACCGCCGCUCUGGGGCUGGGCUGUAGGGCCUGUUAAUCCCUCGCUGCACUGAGUCCAGGUUACAUAUACAUAUAUAUAUAUAUAUAGUUCCACUAAUAUAUAUAUAUACACACAUACAUUAUAUAUAUAUAUAUAUAUAAAUUGGGAAGAAACGUUUUACCCACUGGAAAGACUCGCUCACUAAAUGCCCUGCUUCUGCCAGGGGCACGUCGUGGGUUUGGGGGAUUUUUUUUCUUUUUUUUCUCCUCCUGCAUUUUGGGGAGGGAGAAAAAACAAAAAGAAAUUGCUAAAUAAAAGUUAUC